UAUUACCAACCUUAACCACAUGGUUAAGAAUCAGAUGUAAACAUGUCAAAAGUAAAAUCAAAAACUUUAAAUGGUUCCAAAUCAAGAAAAGAAAUUAGAAAAGCAGGUCGAAAAUUAAAGAAGCAGAAAAAGCAGGAAUAUUACACGAAUCGAAAAAAUGUGGAAAAAAUAAAAGGAAAUGAACCAAUUUUGGAUAAAAAUGUUGAUAAAAACUUUAAAGCACAGAAACAAGAAUUCAAAGAAAAACCUAUUCAAUAUGAUAAAUUUAAAGAGAUACAAAAAGAUCGAAUCAAACAAGAUAAACUAAAAAAAGAGAUGAGCAAGCAACGAAAUCGGCAACUUCAAGAUGCUAAUAUCGAGGAGGAUCGGAACAUUAAAAGACUUGAAAAGCAAUUAAAAUUAAAUAAAAGGAAAACAAAGGCGAUUCCUAAAUCGUUUGUAUCGGAAGGAUUAGAUUAUCUUUUAGAAAUAUGCGAUGGUGAGAUGAAAAACGCCAUCUCAGCCGAACAACAAUUCAAAGAAGCCAAUGAUGACUUUGAAGAAGAUUUUGAAUUAAUGACAGGCAAAAAAAUUAAAAAACAAAAAGUUAAAAAAGACGAUUUCGAUAAUUUUAGUGAUCUUGAAGAUGAUUUACAAGAUUCUGAAGAUGAUUUAGAUGAUUUACAAGAUUCUAAAGAUGAUUUAGAUGAUUUACAAGAUUCUAAAGAUGAUUUAGAUGAUUUACAAGAUUCUGAAGAUGAUUUAGAUGAUUUUGAAGCUUCUUUAGAUGAUUUGCAAGAUUCUAAAGAUGAUUUACAAGAUUCUGAAGAUAAAAAUCUUGAUGAUAUUGAUGAAAUUAAUGAUGAUGAAGAAAAUAAAUCGAAAAUUGGAACUUGGGAAGAUAUUUACGGUCGACUAAGAAGCAAAGAUGGUUCAAUAUUAAACGAAGAAUCAAUUAAACCUUCAAAAUAUAUUCCACCAGCUUUAAGAAAACAAGAUUCCUUAAAUGAUUCUCAAAGAAAAGAACGAUUAGCUCGAUUAACAAAGCAACUUAAAGGGCUUUUAAAUCGACUUGCAGAGGCGAACAUGCACAGCAUUUCAAAUCAAAUCGAAGAACUUUACAUGGCGAAUAGUAGGAAUGAUAUGAACGAGACUAUUACGAAUUUAAUUGUAAAUUCUUUAGCUACGCACGUUUUUACCCCAGAAAGGUUACUUUUGGAGCAUGUUAUGUUGAUUAGUAUUUUACAUGCUAAUGUAGGAACUGAAGUUGGUGCCCACUUUUUACAAGAAAUCGUAAAGUUAUUCGAUGAUUUAUUUAAUUCGCCGCAGGAAGUUGAAGAUAAAACUUUGGAUAAUGUUGUUAUAAUAAUCGCUCAAUUAUACAAUUUUAAGGUUUUCGAUGCGGGUCUUAUUUACGAUAUCCUCAAAAAAUUUGCUGAAAGAUUCAACGAAAAAUCAAUCGAAUGCAUUUUAUUAAUUUUAAAGAACGUUGGGUUCAGUUUAAGAAAAGAUGAUCCUUUAGCUUUAAAAUCGUUAAUAUUAAAUUUGCAAAAAGAAGCCGCCAAAUUAAUGGAGGAAAAUAAAGAAAAGUAAAUCAAUUAAUUAAUUAACAG
Molecule: messenger RNA, 1592 nt
Organism: Onthophagus taurus
Lineage: Eukaryota; Metazoa; Arthropoda; Insecta; Coleoptera; Scarabaeidae
Source: RefSeq, a predicted model, not a curated record